Messenger RNA from Amorphotheca resinae ATCC 22711, 543 nucleotides. RefSeq lists its product as hypothetical. Lineage: Eukaryota; Fungi; Ascomycota; Leotiomycetes; Helotiales; Amorphothecaceae. Gene Ontology annotation, cellular component: U4/U6 x U5 tri-snRNP complex; U2 snRNP; U4 snRNP. Gene Ontology annotation, biological process: mRNA splicing, via spliceosome. The annotation marks the transcript as partial. Gene Ontology annotation, molecular function: RNA binding. The transcript is spliced from 4 exons. The record is from RefSeq and is a predicted model, not a curated record.
AUCAACUACCGGAUGAGAGUCACCAUGAAUGAUGGACGUCAAAUGGUCGGGCAGAUGUUAGCGUUUGAUAAGCACAUGAACCUCGUUCUCGCGGAUACCGAAGAGUUCAGACGCGUAAAGCGCAAGGCCACCAAGUCUGCAGCUGCUCCAGGUGCCAGCAGCAAUUCAGCACCACUUGUCGAAUCGGAAGAGAAACGUACACUUGGUCUUACCAUUGUGCGAGGUGCCCAUAUUAUCUCCCUCUCCGUUGAGUCUCCACCGCCAGCCGACCCGAGUGCGCGUCUAGGAACCAGUGCGCCUGGCGGGAUCGCCUCAGCGCUUGCUCCCGGUGCUGGAAUUUCCAGACCUGCUGGAAGAGGAGCCCCAGUUGGUUUGGCGGGUCCUGCUGCUGGAAUUGGCGGCGCACCUCCUCCUGCUUUUGCAGGCUUCCCAGGAGCUCCUGGAUUUGGUAGAGGAGCACCACCCCCAGGCUUCCCACCUUUCCCAGGACAGGGAUUUCCACCAGGACCACCACCGCCGGGCUUUGCCCCACCAAGAAGAUGA